CUCUAUUAGAAGCUCAAUGACGGAGCACUUGCACAGAUGAGAGUGAAGUGUCCAGCGAGACUGUAGUGAGAAUGAAGAUCGCACAGGGCGUUGCUAGUGCUUGGGUGUUGUUGUGUUGCUGUGUGGCGCAGUUGGAAGCAUAUCGAAUUCUCUGCAUUUAUCCAAGCUCGGGCCGAUCGCAUGUGAUCGUAGGACAGGCAUUACUGAAGGGAUUGGCAGAGCGUGGACAUGAUGUUACAAUGGUAAGCCCGUUCAAACUCUCGAAACCGGUACCCAACUACCGGGAGAUCGUGGUACAGAAGGUUGAUCUCGGGCAGAUGACGAAAGACUUCCUGCAGAAAAACCAAGGCAACUCGUUUGGUGGCAUUGUGCACCUUUUCCAGACUCAGUUCCAAACGGCCGAGUUGGCGCUGGAAGACCCCAAGUUUCAGGCACUCAAGAAUGAGCAGUUCGAUCUGGUGAUCGUUGGUUUGUUUGUGGCAGAUUUUGUACUGGGACUUGGGCCGCACUUUAACGCACCAACUGUGGUGCUGUUUUCGGCCGGUAUGUCAAAACUGACGGCUGACUUUGUGGGCAACCCGAGAGCUAUUGCAACAGUCCCGCACAUGAUGGUCGGUGGAAAAGGUGCGAUGGAUUUUCUGGGUCGUGUCAAGAAUUUCCUCUUUUCCUGUUUCGAAAACGUAAUCAGCGAGGUUUCCCAGUACGUGCAGACUUCGUACUACGAUCGCCACUUCCCGUCGGAUCGUUACCCGCCGUUCAAGGAUGUGCGACGCAACGUGUCGCUCGUGCUACUCAACACACAUUUCUCGCAGGCAACGCCACGCCCUUACUUGCCAAAUAUGGUCGAGGUCGGCGGGCUACAGAUCAAAGCAAAACCAGACCCACUGCCUGAGGAUAUACGCGAGUGGCUUGACGGAGCGGAGCACGGUGUCGUUUACUUCUGUCUCGGGUCAAAUCUUAAAUCUGCCGAUCUUCCCCAGGCGAAGCUGGACGCGAUUCUGAAGACCUUUGCUCAACUGAAACAACGUGUGCUAUGGAAGUGGGAGAGCGAUAGCAUUCCAAACGCUCCUCCAAAUGUACUUUCGAAAGCGUGGUUGCCCCAGGACGAUGUGCUUGCACAUCCAAACGUAAAGCUGUUCAUCUCUCACGGCGGUCUGGGUGGUAUGGCCGAGGCCAAGUACCACGGAGUGCCAGUGUUGGGCAUACCGAUUUUUGCCGAGCAGUUCCAGAACGUGGACUCCAUGGUGGAGGAAGGCAUUGCAAUGCGGUUAGACUACCAGGAGCUAGACGAUCGAUCAUUUUCGCGUGCCGUCAACAUUAUGGUGCGCGAGCAUCGAUUUGCCGAGCAAGCGAAAGCUAUUUCCGACCUUUACCGUGACCGACCACAGAGCGCCAUGGAUCUUGCUUGCUAUUGGGUAGAGUAUGUCGCACGGCACCGUGGAGCACCACAGUUACACUACCCAGGUGUGGAUAUGAACUUUUUCCAGCGCGAAUCUCUGGAUGUUAUUGCUUUCCUGAUUGUUGUCCUUUACGUUAUUGUAAAAGUGUUUAAAUUUAUAAUAAUAUUCACAUUCCGAAAGCUCUGUAAAUCGUCUCGAAAGACAAAGGUACAAUAAAUAGGGGUUGAAUCU
This is a messenger RNA of Anopheles maculipalpis, 1631 nucleotides long. RefSeq names its product UDP-glucosyltransferase 2-like. NCBI's taxonomy places the organism in Eukaryota, Metazoa, Arthropoda, Insecta, Diptera, Culicidae. Gene Ontology annotation, molecular function: UDP-glycosyltransferase activity. The transcript is spliced from 2 exons. The record is from RefSeq and is a predicted model, not a curated record. The coding region runs from base 72 to 1616 and encodes 514 amino acids.